GGUAAAUGGCAGUAAGCUCCUAUUGGAGUGCUUAGUGGAAUUUGCCGCGGUCGUCGGCUGCCAGUUGCCUAGUGACGAAAAGUUCUACCAAUGGUUUCCUGUCUUUUCAAAAUCCUAUUUUCCCAUUAGGCUUGUGUCCAACUUUUUAUCCAAGGCAUUUUUUGGGUCGGUUUUACGGGUUCCAUAUGGGUCAUGUUAACACGUAUCCUCGCGGAGCAAAUGCUGAGGGGCGUCCGUGUUGACCGGCCCGGUUAUGAAGAGCCUUGAAGAACGAUGGAUAAUUAUAUUUUUAUCAGAGUAGUUGGGAAAGGGAGCUACGGGGAGGUGAACUUGGUGAAGCACAGAACAGACCGAAAACAGUAUGUCAUAAAAAAGCUCAAUUUAACCACCUCCUCAAAACGGGAACGUCGGGGUGCAGAGCAGGAGGCGCAGCUUUUGUCCCAGCUGCGACAUCCCAACAUCGUAACAUAUAGGGAAUCCUGGGAAGGGACAGACCUCCAACUUUACAUCGUGAUGGGCUUCUGUGAAGGCGGCGACCUCUAUCACAGACUCAAACAACAAAAGGGCGAGCUGCUACCAGAGAGGCAGGUGGUGGAGUGGUUCGUUCAGAUUGCCAUGGCGCUUCAGUACCUUCAUGAACGGAACAUUCUUCAUCGGGACCUUAAAACACAGAAUAUCUUCCUGACAAAGACCAACAUCAUCAAAGUUGGGGACCUCGGUAUCGCACGUGUAUUGGAGAACCAGAAUGAUAUGGCCAGUACACUUAUCGGGACACCUUACUACAUGAGUCCAGAGCUCUUCUCUAAUAAACCCUACAAUCACAAGUCUGAUGUAUGGGCCCUGGGUUGCUGUGUGUAUGAAAUGUCUACACUAAAACAUGCCUUCAAUGCCAAGGAUAUGAACUCACUGGUGUAUCGCAUUGUCGAAGGAAGGCUCCCACAGAUGCCAAGUAAGUACGACCCCCAGCUAGGGGAGCUAAUCAAGAGCAUGUUGUGUAAAAGACCGGAUGACCGGCCAGAUGUCAAACUUAUCCUGCGGCAUCCUUACAUCAAAAGACAAAUUGCCAUGUUCCUGGAGGCCACCAAAGAAAAAACUACCAAGUCAAAAAAGAAAGUUGUUGGUGGCAGCGGGUACAUCAGCAGCAACGAUGUAGCCAAUGUGGCACUGCCUCAGCCAAAACCAGAGCCACUCCCUCCAAAUCCUCAGCUGGAAAACAUUCCCAGGUUGAAACAAAAAGACAAAUCACAGCACCUCAAAAAUCUCAAAGGUCCCACAGAUUGCAACCCGCUUGAGAUAACUCCGCUCCCUAAGCCGUCCUCACCUGAUGCUCUCAAAAGCAGCAUCACAUCCAUGGCAAGCAUCAGCAACGUCCAAGUUGACGUGUGUCCACAGCACGAUGCAGACGCAGUAAAGAUCCCAUUAGACACACCUCAAUUGGCUGUGGCACAGCACCAGGUGAAGAAAAAGGAGCCUUUGCCCCCUCCUAUGCAUGUUAAGCCCCCACUGAAGCCUGUAUCAGCAGCUGGCAGGAGGAGAGUAGAUGACAGGAAUGUAUCAAAUGGAUUUUGUCCAUUUCGGGACACCUUUUCAUUGUUUGAGAAAAAGGUGGGAGCUAAUGAUAAAAAAGAUGACACAAUGGAGCUCCUUAAAGAAGCUAACAUGUCGAACUGUAAAGUAGAAAUGGAGCAAGGAACAUGUUUGGAGAAGAGAUCUGCACAUAGAAUCACCUUAGAAAAAAUAGAAGAGAAGCCUGAGUGUAAAAAUAAUUCCUUCAAUCCUCUCAACGGAGCUCAAACAGGACAUGGAGACGCACAAGAUAAUUUGGAGUCCACGGACAAGUUGCUGGAACCAUUCCCUCCAACACUUGACCCUCCUGAAGAGAAGGUUCCCUUACAAAUCAACUCACAGAGUGUAACCGCCCAAGAACCUACUGUCUCACUGAAAUACAGUGGGCGGGAGAUAAAACAGACAAAUUGUGAUCAGCAAAAGACUAAAGCAGCAUCUUGCCGACCUUUGCCUCCACGUCCUGUCGAACCAUUAUUAGAAGAGAGGAAGAGAAGCACAGAGAGCAAGAAAAGGAAUGAGUGUGUGACAUCUAAAUCUUGUGGGGCUGGAUUAUUUAAUCUGCCAAAGGAGCGGCCGCUAUCUGCCAGAGAGAGAAGAAGAUUGAGGCACUCCCAAGACACUACCAGCCAAUCAGGUGCUGUAAGGGUAUGCCAUGAUGUCCCUGGUUCCAAGGCCCGACACCACAACACUCAAAUUGCCGAGUCUGUGUCAGAUGUUAUUACUCAGAGCAAUAAGCAGGGAAAGGAUGAAGAUGAGUACAGCUCAUCUACAAGCUCCACAGAGCAUGCAGAGGGAGACUGCAGGGAAAGGAGAGCCGAAACCAAAGACAUACAGGAUUUAGUCCAGAUGAUGACCCAAACUUUGAGGAUGGUGGAAGGAAACGAGGUGGACAAACAUGAAUCGGGUUGUACGUUGUUGCCAGAAUUCAAACUGAACAAGAAGUACAGGGACACCUUGGCGCUUCACGGCAAGUCUCGACAGGAAGCAGAGAACGUAUCACUGGGGGAAAUCCCAAUAGGCUCUACGUCAGGUCCAGACAAGAUCAGGAGGGCCAUCGAACUCCUGAGAACUGAUGUAGUGAAGGGCCUGGGGGUCAAGCUCUUGGACAAAGUCCUGGAAAUCAUGGAGGAGGAGGAUGACGAUAAACUAGAAUUGUGCCUUCGUCAGCAGAUGGGCGAUGAAAAAUAUCACGUGUAUGCGGUGAUGGUGAGACAACUGAAAUUCUUUGAAGAGAUCGCCUUCAAGGUUUAGAAAAUAAUAGUAAAAAAAAAAAAAAAAACCACCACCAGUGAGGCAAUUGCCAUUGACAAGUGCCACUUCCUAUCUAUAGAUAAAAAUUCUCAUUUAUACCUGUUUCUGCUACUGUUGUAUCAACACCAUGAGAAACAGUUCUAUGUAAAUAAGUGUACAACAUUGUUUAUAUCCUUUGUUAUAGUUUAGUAUUUUUCCGCUGUCUAUGCAAACAUUCUCAUUAACUUUUGAAGGACUUCACAUAUCUUGCUGUAAUGGAGUAUUUAGUUAAUUUAUUAAUAGAGCUAGAAUAUUGAAGAUUUUAUCUGUAUUGUAUCUUCUAAAGGUGUUUUUUUUUUACACAAUGUAGAGAUGUAUCAAUAGAUUUUAACAAUAAAAUUAUUUCUGA
Molecule: messenger RNA, 3205 nt
Organism: Syngnathoides biaculeatus (alligator pipefish)
Lineage: Eukaryota; Metazoa; Chordata; Actinopteri; Syngnathiformes; Syngnathidae
Gene: nek4
Product: NIMA-related kinase 4
Exons: 16
Coding region: 274-2817 (847 amino acids)
Biological process (GO): protein phosphorylation
Molecular function (GO): ATP binding; protein kinase activity
Source: RefSeq, a predicted model, not a curated record